AUGUCCAGACGACGGUUAAAUACCAUUUUAAAGUUAGCUGCAAAUACAAGUGAAGAAAAUGUCAAUGCAAUGCCUACACUGGUUACCAGCCCUCAAAAUAAAGAUGUUCCUGUUGACUUACCUAUAUUGACCUAUGAAGAUAUCAUGAAUUCUGAAAUUAUAUUUGAAUAUACUGAAAAUAAUAUUAAAGAUUUUCCAGAUUUUGAAACUGUAUCUACUUCUCAGGUAACUAAUAUAGCUUCAACUAGCCAACAAUCUUGUUAUGAAAAUUCAAUAGUUGUAAGUGCUGAUAGUUCUGUAAACAAUGUUGAAGAAAAUGAUAUAAACUUGUUUACUGAUUGUUUCAUUAAUGAUACACUAGUGACAAUGGAUGAUGAUAUAGAAAAUGAGAUUUUAGUAAAUUCAAAUGGUGAAUCAAAUCUAGUGAACUGUGAUAAAAAAACUAAAACCCGUAGUGUGCGUUCAGAAAAGAUUAAAUGGAAGAGAGAAACUACAAAGAAUAAUAGAAUGAAUGGAGAAAUAUAUACUGGGUAUAAAAGAAAUGGUAAGGUAGUUGAACAUAAUUCUAUAAAAGCUGCUGGAUCUAUGAAAAAAUCUUGUACAUCUAAAAGAUGUGAAAAAUUACCAAAUAGACAUUGCCAAGAGUUUGAGGAAAGUAGAAGGUUGGAGAUUUUUAAGAAGUUUUGGAGUGCAACCUGGGAAGAAAAAAAAAUGUUUGUGAUUUAUAUGGUAUCAAAAAUGUUAACUAAAGCAAAUACAACAGGACUCGGGAGUUUAAGCAGAAGGGCAAAUACUUACAAAUAUUUCUUGAAGCAUGAUCAUUUUGAAGAACCUUUACAAGUUUGUAAAUUGAUGUUUUUAAACACACUUGGCCUUAAUGAGUGGAUGUUACAUAACUGGGUAAGAAAUGCUACUCAUGGACUACCUGGAAAAUUAUUAAGUCCAAAAAGUUUGAAACUAAAAGAAAAUGUCGGUGAUAGUAAUUUAAUUACCAGUUCACCUAAGAGAGUUGGAUUAUCAAAAAGAAUCGAUCACCUUCAGUUAUGGUUUUCUAGCAUACCAAAAAUGCCUUCUCACUAUUGCAGGCAAAAAACAAAUAGAUUGUAUCUAGAAGGGCCAUUUUAUAAUAAGCAACAAGUUUUUGAAGCAUAUAAACAAAAAUGUAUUGAUAAUAAUCUGGUUCCAUUAAGUAUCUGCUAUGUUUAUAAUUUUAUGAGAGAAAAAAAAUUAUCUAUAUUUGUUCCACGUAAAGAUAAAUGUGACACAUGUUCUUCUUAUGAAAUGGGAAACAUUGAUGAGAAUGUAAUGGCUGAACAUGUAGCAUUUAAAAAUAGAGCAAGAGAAGAAAUGAAUUUAGAUAAGCAACUAGCAAUAAAUGAAAACAAAUUUUACAUGUUUACAAUGGACUGUCAAACUGUCAAAUUGUGUCCUACCUUAACAGCUAGUGCUCUAUAUUAUUCCACAAAACUGAAGGUACACAACAUGACCUUCUACAAUAUGUUUACAGGCCACUGCAAAAAUUAUUGGUGGCAUGAAGGGGAUGGUGACCUGGAAGCUUCAAUAUUUGUGUCUAUUCUUUUAUGUCAUUUAGAGAAUUAUUGUAUGAGUGACAAAAAACCUAUAAUAAUCUAUUCUGAUGGUUGCGGCUACCAAAAUAGAAAUAAGGUUAUGGCUAAUGCUCUUCUUCAUUUUUCUAUCAAACACCAAGUUUUUAUUGAACAAAAAUUCCUUAUUAAAGGUCAUACUCAAAUUACUUGUGACAGUGCACAUUGCUUGAUUGAAAAAAACCUUAAAGGUAAAGAUAUUUAUUUACCUUCUGAUUUUAUCAGAAUUACAAAAGAAGCUAGAAAAAACCCAUCUUCUUUUGAAGCAACUCUAUUAAGCUAUGACUUUUUUUCAAACUACAAAUCACAUCAGGUUUAUAAUUCCAUAAGACCUGGAAGAGCAAAAGAUGACCCCGAAGUUAAGGAUCUAAGAGCAAUUCAAUAUAAUCCUGAAAGUCAGCGCAUUUUUUAUAAAUUAAUGUUUGAUGAACCCUACACCGUAUUGCCUAUAGGAAGAAAAUGUGAUAAAAUUAAUCCAGAUGUGCAAUAUGACAAACUGUAUAAAAAACCCAUCCCCAUAAAUUUAUCAAAAUGUCAAGAUUUACAGAAACUGAAAAAAUUUUUACCUCAAGAUACUCAUCCGUUUUAUGACAAUUUGAGUCAUUCUGAUACAUACAAGUCAAGAAAUGGUAAUAUAUAA
This is a messenger RNA of Macrosiphum euphorbiae (potato aphid), 2244 nucleotides long. The record is from the annotation of a GenBank genome assembly. Lineage: Eukaryota; Metazoa; Arthropoda; Insecta; Hemiptera; Aphididae.